UGAGAAUCGAAAUGGCGACCUUGGCGGCUGCCAAGGUCCUUACCGCGGUCUUCGAUCUUGCCGUCUCCUCCUCCGCCACUUCUUUCGCUCAGCGCCGCCGACUAAUGUGCCGCGCCGCCGCUUCCCGCCUCGUUCCCCAUCCGCCUGAUCUCGUCCGUUGGGUCCGCCGCGAGGGUGGCUUCGUCCAUCCCAACAUCACGGUUUCCGAUCGCGGGCCAUACGGUUUAGGAGUCGUAGCAACCGGAGAUAUUCAGCCAGGGUCGGAACUCAUUGCCCUACCCAGUCAUCUUCCCCUUUUCUUCGAGCGGUGCCCGCAUAACGAUGAUGGUGGCUGUCAUUCCACUCUGAUGCAACUGGCUCUACGGAUUCCAGACGAACUAUGGUCAAUGAGGUUGGGCUUGAGACUUCUCCAGGAAAGGGCAGCUGUUGAUUCCUUCUGGUGGCCAUACAUCAGUAACUUGCCAGAAACUUAUAGCGUACCUAUUUUCUUCAGUGGGGAUGACAUAAAAAAUCUACAGUAUGCUCCACUAACUCAUCAGGUAAAUAAGAGAUGCCGUUUUCUUCUGGAAUUUGAGAAAGAGAUAAAACUUAUGCUUGACAAUGUUUCUCCAAGAGAUCACCCCUUUGCAGGCCAAGAUGUAAAUUCAUCAUCUCUUGGCUGGGCAAUGUCAGCAGUAUCUUCUCGAGCCUUCAGGUUGCAUGGUGAAGUUCUUAGCAAUGACAAGAAAGACAUUCCAAUGCUGCUUCCGCUCAUUGAUAUGUGCAACCACAGCUUUAUACCUAAUGCUCGAAUUUUUCAGGAACAAAACACAAACUCUCAAAAUAUGUCUAUAAAGGUUGUAGCUGACAUGCAAAUAAAGCAGGAUAUGCCAGUAUUGCUCAACUAUGGAUGUUUAAGCAAUGAUAUUUUCCUUCUGGAUUAUGGUUUUGUGAUACCGUCGAACCCACAUGAUCAUGUAGAACUGAAAUAUGAUGAGAGUCUUCUUGAUGCUACUAGUUUAGCGGCUGGAAUUUCCUGUUCAAGCUUUGUAUCUCCGGCUGAUUGGCAACAGGAGAUGUUAUCCCGUUUAAAUUUAUGGGGAGAUCAAGCUUUCCGCAAGGUGCAUUUGGGCGGGCCUGGACUGAUUGACGGCCGUUUGUUAGCUGCCCUAAGAACACUCCUCUCGGAUGACAAAGAAACUGCAGAAAAACACAAGUUUGAAACUCUCAUGACACUCUCAGAUGAUUUUCCUUUGGGAGUCUCGACCGAGAUUUCCGCUCUUCGAAUGGUAAUUGCUCUCUGCGUAGUCGCACUGGAAUCUUUCCCCACGAAGAUAAUGGAGGACGAAGCCAUUCUGAAAAAGGAAAUAUCCAAUUCAACCAAGUUGGCUGUCCAGUUUAGGAUGCAAAAGAAGUUGAUGAUUAUAGAUGUUAUGCGUAAACUCACUCAGAAGGUUAAGGUGUUGGCCAAGCUAGGAUCGAGUGCUCAAGGGUAGGCCUCUAUCACAUUUAUUUCUUGAGAUCCAGAACUCAUGCUAUGUUUUUUUUUCUUUUCAAGAGGCAAAGCGUUUGCACAUUUCAUUUAUUCAGUCAAGUCUUAUGUUACCUGAAGAAUUAGAAACGUACUUAUCAACUCUUGCACUGAUAGAACAUCCAAUAUUCCCAGUCAAACUGGUAUUAUAA
This is a messenger RNA of Zingiber officinale, 1662 nucleotides long. Its product is annotated as actin-histidine N-methyltransferase-like. Gene Ontology annotation, molecular function: protein binding; protein-lysine N-methyltransferase activity. The transcript has 5 exons. Lineage: Eukaryota; Viridiplantae; Streptophyta; Magnoliopsida; Zingiberales; Zingiberaceae. The record is from RefSeq and is a predicted model, not a curated record. Gene Ontology annotation, biological process: peptidyl-lysine monomethylation. The coding region runs from base 12 to 1475 and encodes 487 amino acids.